CGAAUCGAACGACAGUAAUCGACGCGUACACAAAGCGCGAUAAAAUAUCAAAACUAAUAAAAUUUGCCAAAAAAAUUUUGAAUUUAACUAUAGUGAACGAUCCUUGGAAACGGCUUCAAAAUGGGCUGCAUAUCGGGAAUACUUAAUAUCCUUAUUUACAUCAUAAAUGUUGUGUUUUUGGUUGUGGGCAUAUUGCUGAUUGUGUUGGGCUCCAUAAUGCUGUCCAACUUUAGCCGCCUAACCGAGCUGGAGCAGCUGAGCAGCGCCAAUACCAUACCCGUCUGUGUGACCGUACUGGGCGUCCUGAUAUUCCUGGUCUCCUUCUUCGGCUGCUGCGGUAUCUGGCGCCAGAGCGCCUGCCUCACAAGCACGUAUGCUACCCUGAUGUUUUUACUUUUCGUGCUGCAACUGGUGCUCACCUGCUGGAUCGCUGUAAAUGGGCAAGAAUUUUUGCAGGACAUGAGCAAGCUGGUGACCACAAUUUGGAAUGAUAACAACGCGACGAAUGGCUAUCCAAUGGGCGCAUUGGAGCUAACUUUCAACUGCUGCGGCAACCGGGGCUACGAGGACUAUAACGGCAAUGUGCCCGGCACCUGUUGCGGCUACUCGAACCGCCAGCAGAGCUGCCCGGCUAGCAUUUACGAGACCCGCCAGGGCUGCAAUCAGAAAUUCUACGAUUUCUGGAGCGACAACAACGACAUUGUCCUGUGGUCCGGACUGGGCAUAUGCAUAUACGAGCUGAUUGUCUUCAUCGUUGCCGGCAUGCUGGCCAAUUGCAUGCGUAAAGCGAAUGCGGGCAGACAAGUCUACGGUUAAGUUAAUUCAUAGUUAAGAAAUCUGUACGUCUUACUGAAAAUCAGAAAUAAAACCUUUCGCUGGAGUGUUUCUAUAAGUUAAAA
This is a messenger RNA of Drosophila montana, 899 nucleotides long. RefSeq names its product Tetraspanin 42Ec (gene Tsp42Ec). The transcript is spliced from 3 exons. Bases 121 to 816 code for a protein of 231 amino acids. Gene Ontology annotation, cellular component: plasma membrane. Lineage: Eukaryota; Metazoa; Arthropoda; Insecta; Diptera; Drosophilidae. The record is from RefSeq and is a predicted model, not a curated record.